This is a messenger RNA of Megalobrama amblycephala (Wuchang bream), 3110 nucleotides long. It is a transcript of the gene syn2b, whose product is annotated as synapsin IIb. Gene Ontology annotation, molecular function: ATP binding. Gene Ontology annotation, cellular component: synaptic vesicle membrane; synaptic vesicle. Lineage: Eukaryota; Metazoa; Chordata; Actinopteri; Cypriniformes; Xenocyprididae. The coding region runs from base 182 to 2311 and encodes 709 amino acids. The transcript is spliced from 13 exons. Gene Ontology annotation, biological process: neurotransmitter secretion. The record is from RefSeq and is a predicted model, not a curated record.
GAGCGAGUGAGGGAGGGAGGGAGCGGAGACACAGGCAGAGUGUGAGCAUCUCUUCCUGGCAUUCGAGCUGUCACGGAGAAAUUCAACAGCAAUAUCAGCACCGCACUCUUGAGAAGCGGCACAAGAGUCGGGAACGAGGCCAUCGUCAACCCAGAGAGUUUAACCUCCACUAGCCACAGCCAUGAACUUCCUGCGCCGUCGCCUCUCUGACAGCAGCUUCAUCGCCAACCUGCCCAAUGGCUACAUGUCGGAUCUCCAGAGGCCUGACCCGCCUCCUCCACCUCCUCCCACCGCCGGCACCAAGGCUCCCGCCGGACCGACUCCUGCCCCAUCAGCUCCUCCUGCGGCCAAAUCCCCCACCGCAUCUCCGGCGCCCGAGCGGCGGCCACAACCCGUCCAAUCCACCGGCUCGGGAUUCUUCAGCUCCAUCACCAACGUGGUCAAGCAAACCGCCGCUUCUGCGGGACUCGUGGAGCAAAGUCCGGCAGCGGUGUCGCGGAAGUUCAAGAUCCUCCUGGUCAUUGACGAACCCCAACACGAGUGGGCAAAGAUUUUCCGUGGGAAGAAGGUCCAAGGAGAUUAUGACGUCAAAGUUGAACAGGCCGAGUUCUCUGAGCUCAAUCUCGUGGCUCAUGCUAACGGCACAUGCAGUGUGGACAUGCAGGUGAUCAGAAAUGGAACCAAAGUGGUUCGGUCCUUCAAGCCUGACUUCGUCUUGGUCCGACAGCAUGCCUAUAGCAUGGCACAGAACGAAGACUUCCGGAAUAUAAUCAUCGGACUGCAGUAUGCCGGGAUCCCCAGCCUCAACUCACUGGAGUCCAUUUACAACCUCUGUGACAAGCCAUGGGCCUUUGCUCAACUGAUCAGCACCUACAAGAAACUGGGACCAGAUAAAUUCCCUCUGGUUGAUCAGACAUUCUACUCAAACUACAGGGACAUGAUCUCAAUGCCAACAUUCCCUGUGGUGGUGAAGAUUGGACAUGCCCAUUCCGGAAUGGGGAAGGUGAAAGUGGACAAUCACAGUGACUUCCAGGACAUUGCGAGCGUUGUGGCCAUCACUCAAACCUACACAACCACAGAGCCUUUCAUUGACGCGAAAUAUGACAUCAGGGUCCAGAAGAUCGGCUCUGAUUACAAAGCUUACAUGAGAACAUCCAUCUCUGGCAACUGGAAAUCAAACACCGGCUCUGCCAUGCUGGAGCAAGUAGCCAUGACUGACAAAUAUAAGCUGUGGGUGGACGCCUGCGCCGAUGUCUUCGGAGGUCUAGACAUCUGUGCUGUUAAAGCCAUACAUGGAAAGGACGGGAAGGAUUACAUCACUGAGGUGGUGGGCUCUUCGAUGCAGCUCAUUGGUGAACACCAGCCUGAGGACCGUCAGCUGAUCGCUGCCAUCGUCCUGGCCAAGAUGAACCAAGAAUCAAGCCGCACUGCCGCUCGUUCCCCACAACGACCUCCGACCACUGUUCAACCUGCACAAAGCGCUGCCUUAAAAGAAAGCCUGGCUGACCCCAACAAGACCCUCGGCCAGCGGCCUCCUCCACAAGGGGGGGCAGUGAAACCCCAAGAACCACAGCCUAAGAGUCAAGAGCCUACACCCGAGCCAGUCCCUGCCCAGGAACCUGUACCCAAAGCAGGCCCUGCCCCGACUCUACCACCCACCACGCAGCAGCCCAAACCCCAGGCUCAAGCAGCACCUGAACCCACUCCAGGGAAGCCAACAGAACUGCCCCCAAAACCCCUACCCCCCAAACCCCUUCCCCCAAAGCCUGUGCCCCCCGUUCGGAGGAACUCCAAGCCUCAGAUCCAGCCGAAGCCCCAAACCCCACCUCCCAUCAAGGCCCACCCAAAAGCCCAACCGAGUGACGCAGAUCAGAGUCCUGGUCAAUCCCAGCCAGAUCCGGUCCCUGCUCAAGAGCUAUCCCCAGCCAAGGUUCCAAUUAAACCCCCGUCACCAGCUAAACCCCAGCUCCAGCCUAAACCGGUGCUCAGAGAGCAAUCCAAACCCGAAGGCCGACCCCAGACUGCUGCUCCAUCUGAAACACCCUCAGCCCCGGUUAGAGCAACUCCUUCCCCUGCUCCUGCUCCUGCUCCUGCUGCCGCUCCUGCUCCUCCCACCCAAUCCCAGCCUCCUGUGGAGGAACAGCCUGCACCCCAGCAGAAGUCAACCCAUCCUCUCUUGAACAAAUCCCAGUCCUUGACCAAUGCCUUCAACGCCUUUGGCGAGACCUUCCGUUCCAGCAACGAGGACGAAGCCAAGGCGGAGACCAUCCGAAACUUGCGAAAGUCUUUUGCCAGCCUGUUCUCUGACUAACAACACAAAGGGUGACAAAGGGUGGCCAGGGACUCAACUGACAGAUAUGCAUCCUGGUCUGAGGUUAACUCCAUGUAGCUGUGUACAUUUAACCCCUCCUCCCAACUCUGCCGUAAUUAUCCGAGUGUUACUUAAGAAGGUUAGAGUGAUGUACAGUGAUUGUUGGUGUUUACAUUUUUGAGACGCUCUGCCCCGAAACACUGGGAUUUAUACGAGGAGGGGAUGGCUCUAAAGCGAUCAGUUACAGGAGGCCAGAGAAUGCUGAAGUCGUCUAUAACCCCUCGAUGUUGUAGCUGUAUCGGUGUAGUGUGUUUUCUUUACCCGGAGACAAAUAUUUGUGACUAGUUCCCCUCGUUUAUCCCCUGUAGUGUGUGUGUGCGUGUAACUAGUUGGUGUGUUGUAAGCAUUAGCCAGUAAGACAUUAGUUCAACAAUACCUCGGGAUCUUUAUAAAAGCACUUUCCUAUUCAAGUUUCCUACAGUAAUCAAUGCUUGGACUGGUCGUUUUCAACGCAGUGGUGGGAUUUCAGUGGAACGCCUGGUGUUUUAGCGACAUAGCUUGCACUUAUCAACCUGUCAAGAUAUUCAUGAGUGCCAUGUUUAUAGUAUCUCUGCAUAUUGUAUUGUACUGUAUGUUUAACAUCUCAGGAGUUUAAUUUGAGUACAUGUUUAUUCCGGCGUCACACUGUUCAUGUUGUGUUUUCUUUGUGCACAGUGAUGAUGCUUUGCAUGACCCGGUGAUAAUUGUUUUCUCUGUACAAGUGUCAAUAAACAUGUGGCGCAUCAUUCCACUGACAUAC